GCGUCAUAAUCCUGCCGGCACCGUUCAAAAAUGCAGCAUCUUACCCCCUACCACCCCAAACGCAUUAAACCCGGCGAAGCCAUUGGUCGAAAGCGUGUCGGUGCGGCCUGUGCGAGUUUGCGAAACACGCAUCGCACGUUGGACCUCCGAAUUCGUCGAGAGAGGAACCAGAGAGCAGUCGGUGUUUGUCCGGCAAGAGCUAGCGGUGCGGCGACUACCAGUGACGAACUUGACCAAAGCCAUCAUGCUCCCGCCACGUUUCGCGCUCGACGCCGCCACCACGUAGCAUGGGCUAGGCACGCCGCGACGCCGUUUUCUUUUUUGUUCUUUUAUUUUCGGUUUUCGAGCGACGGACCGACCGCGGGCGAUGCUGUGACGAGCGAGUGACUACUGUACUUUUGACUUUGUUUGUGCGAUGGCGAGCAGCAGCGGCGUGCAGUUCCACUCCAGCCCCCAUCACUGCAAGGAGUGCGGCCUCCACCUGAACUCGGCCGAGUCGCUAGAGGUCCACGUGCAGUACCACAAGGAGAACCUGCUGAACAAGUGGGCGCAGGCGGCCGCGGCGCACGAGGAGACCAACAACAACAACCCGAAGGGGGUGAAGAGAGAGUUCGUAGCCAACACGGUGGCGGCCGCCGACAGCUCGGACUCGAUGAAGAAGAGCCCGGAGUACAGCCGGACGACGCCGGAGACGAUCUUCGGACAUCCGCCGACGCCGCAGAGCUACCAGAGCGCGGCGAGUCCCUACCAGAACCAUGACUCGGCCUUCUCGCCCAGCUUCCAGAACUACCAGAUCAAGCAGGAGAGGACGACGUCGCCCCAAUACAACAACUACAACUUCGGGGAGCAGUUCUUCAUGGAGAACCAGGGACAGUACCAGGACUUCGCGAUGCACAAGCAGUACAGGUACCACCCUUACCAGUACGAGCGUCAGUCGCAGCCCCAAGUGUCCUCGUCGAGUCCGGCUUACCCCCCUCAACCCACCCCCUCGCCCAGCCCCAAGCAGUGCGACAAGUGCGGCUUCGUGUGCGACUCGGCCUCCCAGCUCGUGGAGCACCAGAACAUGGCGCACGCCGCCUCCACGUACCACCACAACCACUUCCUCUUCAACAACGACCAGCCCGUGGUCAAGACGGAAGAGGACGCCCAAAGCGAAAUCCUCGAUCUGGACUCGCAUAAAGUGCACCAGGUGUACCCCGAGGAGGAGAAGCGCCAGAACGGCGAGCUACCCCCAACGCCCCACUCGGUGUCCGCGCUGCUCAACACCUGGUCGCCCCCCCAGAAGAUGUACCAGCAGCAGCAGCAGCAGUACGUGUCCGCGCCCCCCCAGGAGCAGAAGCUCUACAUGCACAACCAGGACUUCAUCAACAACGUCACCACGACCACGCAGGAGCCCGUGUACCGCGCUUUCGAGCCCGCGCCGCCGCCGAUCUCCAACACGCCGCCGCAGGCGUCCGCGCCCGCGCCCACCACCAAGAGCGCCAACUGGAAGUCCAACGAGGCGCGCCGCCCCAAGACCUACAACUGCACGGCGUGCAACAAGUGGUUCACCAGCUCGGGCCACCUGAAGCGGCACUACAACACCACGCUGCACAAGAACGCGGUCAAGUCCAGCGGCCAGCCGGACCCCGCCUCCAUGCCCAUCAGCGCGCACCACCACCCGGCGCGGGACCCGGUGGCCACCAAGGAGGAGCCGGCGAGCUCGAACGAGGAGGACACGAACAGCAUGCCCAUGAUGGGGCCGCCCAUCGUGAGUCCCCCAAACGGGGAGGCAGGCCCCUCACCCGCCACCAGCCUAGACUCGAGGGGCCUGCUGCCCACGCAUCAUGGCUUCAACAUGGGGCAUAUGCCCAUCGAGCCCAACCCACAGUUCCAGAUGUACCCAAACGGGUCGGCCCCCCACGUUACGCAGGUUACGGAUACCAGCAGCCUCAGUAUUACUGGUGAGGACUUUAGUCACCAGGAAGCCGUGGUCCAGCAGGAGACGCAGCCGUUGCCGAGUUUUGCGCAGUUUCACAGGUACGGUCUGCUGAUGGGCUACGGCAACACAGCGAACGUGGGGGGCGGGGGUCCGGCAACGGCCCCUUACUGCUACUACCCCGACCCUUUCGAGACGACGGAAGCGCGCACGCUGAUGUACAAGACGGAGGAGGACGAAUACCGGCUGACGGUGCUGACGGUGGCCGACCCGGCCCCGCUCCAGGAGGAGCUCUUCACCUACGAAACCGACCCGCUGGCACUGCCUUCGCCGACCUCGCCGGAGAAGGCGCACACGAAGCGGGACUACGAAGAGAACAUCGGCAGUCCGCAGAUUUCGUCCACCACGGCCAACUCGAUCAACCGGCCGGGCAUGUACAGGUGCAUCGACUGCGACAAGGGCUUCAACAAGGCCUGCUAUCUGACGCAGCACAACAAGACCUUCCACUGCGGGGACAAGCCGUACAAGUGCGGACGGUGCGGGAAGCGGUUCUCGAGUCGCGCGGCACACGAGCAGCACGCGUCGAAGCACGCAGGGGAGAAGCCGCACAAGUGCGAGAGGUGUCCGAAGCAGUUUAACCACAAGACGGAUUUGCGCCGGCACAUGUGCCUGCAUACGGGUAAGAAGCCGUUCCAGUGCCACACGUGCGGCAAGGGUUUUAUUCGGAAGGACCAUAUGUUGAAGCAUUGCGAGACGCACUUUAGGAAGACGAAUCAGUCGAAGCUGGGUAAAUAGUACGUGUGUGCGCGUUUCUGAACUCCAAAGAUCGACUGCACUAGAUGUGUAUGUAGCAAUUUUUUAUUUUUGUCAUCACUUGGCACAUUCCUACUUAAAUGUUGUAACUAUUUUGAAUGACGUUCCAUCUUGUAAAUAUUAUUUUUGAUAUUAUUUGAGAGUAUCUCAAUCGAUCAGAGUAACAAAACAGAGUAAUUGCUCAAGUAUUUUUUUCGAGUCCGACGAUACAAUACUCAAAACAGCAAUACCUCAGAAUCUCAGUUAAAAUAGAUAUAUUUAUAUCAGAUUAUAUUGAUAUUGAUAUCUCGUGGAUGUACAAACUUUAGGAUCAAGUUUAUUAAAGAUGUAUAAUAAGAACAGAUUAUCGUGGCUGAGGGGUGGGGUUUCUGGAGGGUCGCGUCCGGAAGCCGCACCCUCGGCCGUUCAUAGAAAAUUCGAAGUAAUAAUAUGCAAUAAUGUUACAACGCAAGUUUUGAUAUUUGUUUUUUAAGAUGUAAUAAGAGUUGUGAGUCGUUGUGUACAUAUUUACGUUGUUAGGUAAUAUUAUAUUUUUUCCAAGACGAAUCUACCUCAGUUAAAGCUGAUGAAUUUGUGUGCCAAUUACCGUUUAGUUGCACCCCCCCGAAAGGGAAGUGUAUUGAACGAACUCGUGCCAAAUUUUAUAAAGCAAAAUCUUGCUAUAUUUUUUCAUUUAACAAAUAUGACAACAUUUUGCUGAGGCAUGUUAUGUUAUUACUUAUUAGUGCAAUUUGUUUUUUCUCAUUCACGCGCCAGUUUCAGUUAGGGACAGUUACCAAAAAGAUGUAGGUCGAUUGUUUCUGUUAUGUGAAUGUGAUGUUAAUUUAACCGGAUAUUUGGCGCAACUUCGCAUAUAGUCGGGUAUGCAGUUAUACAGCGUAUUAUUUGUUAAGACUGAUUGUAUGUAGUAGUUACGUUCGAUAGGUUGCUAUUGUAUAUUUUCCUGAUACGUUACAGCUGUUAGCUAUUAGUUUUUAAAUAAAUGUUAUUAUGUUACUUUACCA
Molecule: messenger RNA, 3735 nt
Organism: Zophobas morio
Lineage: Eukaryota; Metazoa; Arthropoda; Insecta; Coleoptera; Tenebrionidae
Product: transcription factor Zelda-like
Exons: 4
Coding region: 416-2713 (765 amino acids)
Biological process (GO): regulation of DNA-templated transcription
Molecular function (GO): RNA polymerase II cis-regulatory region sequence-specific DNA binding; DNA-binding transcription factor activity, RNA polymerase II-specific
Source: RefSeq, a predicted model, not a curated record